AUGUCUCUCCCAGACGAACCCCUCACCUGGCAACGACCAGGCUUCCUAAUCUCAACCGACAAAACCAUCCUCUCACUCCAAACCAUAAACCACGCCUUCAGUCUAGACAUCGUCUACUGGACAAAUCCAGUCCCAGAAGACAUCCUAGCAACAAUUGUCGAGAAUUCAUUCUGUUUCGGCCUAUACGAGAUCUCCAACCCUUCCACCACGACCACCAGCCCCGAAGACCGUAAACAAAUCGGAUUCGCCCGUCUAGUCGGUGACAAGGUCACAUUCGCAUAUUUCACCGAUCUUUAUGUAUUACCGCAAUAUCAGGGCCUCGGGCUCGGUGGGUGGGUGAUUGAUUGUAUUGGUGAAGUCGUUGAUCAGAUGCCGUACCUGCGGUGGGCGAUGUUGAGGACGUCCUUGGAGCAGAGUCGGGUUGCUUAUGAGAAGAGGCUUGGUAUGCGGGUUCUUCUUUCUGGGGAUAUUCAGGAUGGACCUGUUAUGAUGGGGAAGAGGGGGGUUACUGGGGGUCCUUAG
Penicillium waksmanii is the source of this 522-nucleotide messenger RNA. RefSeq lists its product as uncharacterized. Bases 1 to 522 code for a protein of 173 amino acids. The record is from RefSeq and is a predicted model, not a curated record. NCBI's taxonomy places the organism in Eukaryota, Fungi, Ascomycota, Eurotiomycetes, Eurotiales, Aspergillaceae. Gene Ontology annotation, molecular function: acyltransferase activity, transferring groups other than amino-acyl groups. The transcript has a single exon.